This is a messenger RNA of Lentinula edodes (shiitake mushroom), 1409 nucleotides long. RefSeq lists its product as uncharacterized. The record is from RefSeq and is a predicted model, not a curated record. Bases 245 to 1312 code for a protein of 355 amino acids. Lineage: Eukaryota; Fungi; Basidiomycota; Agaricomycetes; Agaricales; Omphalotaceae. The transcript has a single exon.
UGUCGACUUACAGUCAACUACGUAUGUUCACCCCUCCUUUACUAACAAGUUCACGUCAAUGCACUUCCAUCCUUCAAGCCAACUUUGACAGACUCUGAGCUCGUUGAACACGCUCGAAAUAUCACGUGUUUUGUAAUGUCGUUAUUUGCUCGCAAUAUGAGGAUUCGUUUGCUUCACGUUCUCGGGUCAAAACGUACGAUGAACAGCUUUGUAUCUUCCUCAACGAUUAUACAGUACCUCCGGGAUGCACACUUCUACCCUCUGGAAUUCGAAUUCCGUGUUCACUGAACCGAUGCUGAUUGUCCCAUUGAAAACACCAUUACCACCUCUCCCAACGGAAAUUUUAACGCACAUUUUCACUCUGACCACGACCAUUGACUCUGGAGCAUCCAUUCGAUCCUUGUUACGUGUUUCCCAAAUCUUUCACGAUAUUUGCGCGCCUUUGAAAUACCACUGCUUGUCAUUGACAACAGGCUCGAGCAUUGAACAUUUGCAUCAGGAACUAAAGCGUCUAGAAAACUCUCCAGCACAUCUGCGGAGAAUACUGCACCUUUACAUUUCUCUUUCCCAAUCUGACAUACAGGGGGAUACAGAAUGUGACACCAUAAGCCAUAUAUUCUACAUCCUCCAAAGUGCCGCGGAAACUCUCAGAACUCUCACCUUCAUCUACCAUAACACAGUCUUCAGUACAUCUGUUCUAGGACAACUCUUGCGGAAGUCGUUCCCAGUGCUGACAGAAUUGACGAUACAUGGGUUCUAUCCUUUUCCAAGUCCCAUGCCUCCAAGCGAAUUACCAACCCUCAUAGAAAUGAAUAAAUCAUUCAUGCCAAUGCUUGAGCGCUUGCACCUAAGCGGUAAUCGUAACCCUUAUGGAUUGCUCCAGCUCUCCUCUCUUGACGAAUGUUUCCCGUCACUGAGCCAUCUUCGAAUUUCGGGCCUUUUAAUGGCUGGAUCAUUCGUCGAGGAGCUAAAAAGUGCUCUCGAAGAACACAUCGCCUAUGAUGAUAACCCCAAGGAUCCUUGCAACACGCCCACAUAUGUCCAAGCGAAACUGCCUUGUAGACUGCGGUGUAUCGUUCUGCAACCCGGAUUUAUGCCUCCGUCUAGUCGGCCAGGUGUAGCGGGCAGUGCAGUACAGAAGAAUUCAUGGAUGAUGACACGAUUGAAGGAUAUCGAAGAAGCUGCGAAGCGCCGUCAAAAUGUGCUCGUCACACUGAAGGCUCGUAUGCAGGAUCCGGAUAAAGUUCCCGUGAGUUCGGUGUUGCAUCGUGAUUGGUUUGGUCGGAUGAAUGGGGAUGAAGGAUGCUGGUGAUAAGUUGGUAUUAUUAACUUGCAGCUAUGACUAGUGGCUGGCAUCAUGUUCUAGAUGGAAACUUGACAAAUAUUGUUCUGUACUCCGCCGAGUUUCU